AUGCCAGUAAAACUUGACGAUAAACCUGUACUAUCUUCAAGAAUGUACAGAAGUUAUUCGCCGUCAGAAAUAUUACCUAUACAUCCUUCUAAUUUCAUGAGCAUUAAUGGACAUAAUGUUUGCGGUAAGAGACAAUUCUUUGAAAUGCUAGCAGGCCGGAAAAUAUUUCAUGUUCCCACAGAUAUAGACCAACUUUAUCAAAAAACUGAAUACGAAUUACCAUCUCUGUGGUCUAACGAUCAAGGUCCCCACAUUUCCGUGUACGACUCUACUGGAGAAAAUUUUGUCAGUUUCACUCAGUCAACUACAGAUACCGGAGGACAAUCAGCAUCGAGAUACACAGUAAUACUUCCAGAAUUAUACGCAAACGGAUUUGGAGGCAGAAACUCGUAA
Molecule: messenger RNA, 393 nt
Organism: Loa loa (African eye worm)
Lineage: Eukaryota; Metazoa; Nematoda; Chromadorea; Rhabditida; Onchocercidae
Exons: 2
Coding region: 1-393 (130 amino acids)
Source: RefSeq, a predicted model, not a curated record